UCUUCUGCUGGAUCACUGCUACAGUUCUGGAGCACAUGUUGACUACAGAGCAGAGAGGAGAGCUGCCCAAGACCCUGACUGACAUGUACUCACACUUCCUGCUGGUUCAGACAAAGAGGAGGAAGAACAAGUACCACGAGGGACAUGAGACGAGUCCACAGGAGCUAACGGAGGCUGACAGGGAAGUUCUUCUGAAGCUGGGGAGGCUGGCGUUUGAACAUCUGGAGAAAGGAAACAUCAUGUUCUACCAAGAUGACCUGGAGCAGUGUGGUCUGGAUGUGACAGAGGCCUCGGUGUACUCAGGAGUUUGUACAGAGAUCUUCAAAAGAGAGUGUGUGAUCUUCCAGAAACCAGUCUACUGCUUUGUUCAUCUGACCAUUCAGGAGUUUCUGGCUGGAGUCUACAUGUUCUACUGUUUCACCAACAGGAAGACUGAUGUGGUGGAGGACUUCCUGGGGAACAAAUAUAAAGAGUCAUCGUUGGAUGAUUUCCAAUAUGUUUUCACCAACAGGAAGACAGAGGUGCUGAAGGACUUCCUGGGGAUAGACUGGAAUGAGGAGUAUGAUAAUGAUGAUGACAGUCACAGUGAUAAUUAUCAUGAUGAGGAAGUUUUGCUGGAUGAUUACAUGAUGCGUGAAUCUUCUGUGGAUGUGUUUCUAAGGAGAGUCAUGUAUAAAUCCCUCCAGAGUAAAAAUGGCCACCUGGACCUGUUUGUUCGCUUCCUUCAUGGCCUCUGUCUGGAGUCCAACCAGAGAUUCUUAGUAGGUCUGCUGGGUCAGACAGAGAACAGUCCAGCAAUCAUCCAAAAUAUCAUCGACAAUUUGAAGGAGAUGAACAGUGAUGAAAUCUCUCCUGACAGAAGCAUCAACAUCUUCCACUGUCUGAUGGAGAUGAACCACCUCUCAGUACAUCAGGAGAUCCAAGAGUUCCUGAAGUCAGAGAACAGAUCAGAGAAGGAACUCUCUGAGAUCCAGUGCUCAGCUCUGGCCUUCAUGCUGCAGAUGUCAGAGGAGGUUCUGGAUGAGUUGGACCUGCAGAAGUACAACACAACAGAGCAGGGACGACUGAGACUGAUUUCAGCUGUGAGGAACUGCAGAAAGGCUGGACUGGCUGAGUGUGGACUCUCAGAGACUGACUGUGAAGUUGUGGCCUCAGCUCUGAAGUCCAACCGCUCCCAUCUGACAGAGCUGGACAUGAGUGAGAACAACUUGCAGGAUUUAGGAGUGAAGCUUCUGUGUGCUGGACUGGAGAGUCCAAACUGUCGACUGGAGACUCUGAGAUUGAGGGGCUGUGGUUUGUCAAAUAUCAGCUGUGAUUAUCUGGCAGCAGCGCUGAAGUCCAACCCCUCCCAUCUGAGAGUGCUGGACCUGAGCUUGAACAACCUGCAGGAUUCAGGAGUGAAGCAGCUGUGUGUUCUUCUGGAGAAUCCACGAUGUCGAUUUGAAACUCUGAGAUUGAGGGGCUGUGGUUUGUCAAAGAUCAGCUGUGACUAUCUGGCAGCAGCGCUGAAGUCCAACCCCUCCCAUCUGAGAGAGCUGGUCCUGUACAACAACAAUCUACAGGAUUCAGGAGUGAAGCAUCUGUGUGGUUUCCUGGAGAGUCCGGGAUGUGGACUUGAAACUCUGAGACUGAGUCACUGUGACCUGUCAGAGAGAAGCUGUGAAGCUCUGUCCUCAGGUCUGAGCUCUCAGACCUCUAAUCUGAGACAGCUGGACCUGAGUAACAGUAACCUGAAGGAUUCAGGCGUGAAGCUUCUGUCUGAAGGACUGAAGAGUCCACACUGUACACUGAAAACUCUCAGUCUGUCAGGCUGUCUGAUCACAGAGGAAGGCUGUACUUCUCUGGCCUCAGCUCUAAUGAUAGAAGGAUGA
Oreochromis niloticus (Nile tilapia) is the source of this 1871-nucleotide messenger RNA. Its product is annotated as ribonuclease inhibitor. The transcript has 7 exons. The coding region runs from base 36 to 1871 and encodes 611 amino acids. The record is from RefSeq and is a predicted model, not a curated record. Gene Ontology annotation, molecular function: protein binding. NCBI's taxonomy places the organism in Eukaryota, Metazoa, Chordata, Actinopteri, Cichliformes, Cichlidae.